Messenger RNA from Cavenderia fasciculata, 2508 nucleotides. RefSeq lists its product as uncharacterized. The record is from RefSeq and is a predicted model, not a curated record. The transcript has 2 exons. NCBI's taxonomy places the organism in Eukaryota, Evosea, Eumycetozoa, Acytosteliales, Cavenderiaceae. Gene Ontology annotation, molecular function: protein binding. The coding region runs from base 1 to 2508 and encodes 835 amino acids.
AUGUAUAUUUUCUUUGGGAGUAGAGAGAUAUUAGAAUCAUCAUCAUUGUCCUCCUCAACCAAACCUAUACAAUCAUACCCAAGAGAUCGUAGACAAGCAGGUACCACGUGGGCUGUACCAGAGUCACCAAUUAAACUUUACGGAUGGGCCGAGUUAAAGGUAGAUGCAGCUCAACUUGCUGCCUAUGGAUACUUGAACCAAUUAAUCAUACUAUUAAAUCAACAAGAGAAUCAUUAUAAUCAUAAUCAAUUAAAAUGGUUUAAAUCUUCUCCACCAUCCUCUUCAUCUUCUUCUAAUACUACUACUACUACUCAAUCUCAGUACUUUAUACCAAAUUUAGAAGGAAUAAUAAUGUUGGCAUGUAAAAAGAAUAGAAUAGAGAUUUUAGAUUAUCUAUUUGAUCGGUAUGGAGGACACUUGAAAGAAGUUGGUUAUUAUAUACAAAAGUAUGCGUGUCGGUAUGGUAGAGACGAUCUAUUCCAACACACGGUCGGAUUACUCGGACAUGUAUACUAUGGAUUGCAAAAUGAUAUAUUGGGUGGUGCCAAUACCAACAUUAUAACCUAUUGUCUAGAGUUGGAUAGAAAGGCGGCGGCAACAACAGGAUCAAUGUCAAACAUCCCAUCUAAAUAUCUUGUACCUCGUCAAGAAAUAUUACAACAUGUAAACAAAUGGUUAUCACUACCAACCCUACAAUACCUUUAUCAACAUCAUGAAUACAACAUUGUAUUUACACAAUCCAACAAUAAUUCAUUUCUUAAAGCUGCAACGAUGCACAACAAGUUGGAUGUUGUUCGGUUCAUUGUAGAGAAUAAAAUAGAGGACACCAAGAAUGUAGGGAGAGAAAGUUUGUUUGAUUAUGCUGCACGUAUAGGUCGGUUAGAAAUCAUUCAAUAUCUUCACUCUAUCGAUCUGUGUACAUCAUCCUCAUCCUCAUCAUCAUCAUCAUCAUCAUCAUCGCCGUCAUCGUCGGGUGUUGUUGUAACAGAGGCUGCUAUUGAUCAGGCAGCUCGUAAUGGAUAUUUGGAUAUAGUUUGUUUUCUUGUGGAGAAUAGGACAGAGGGUAUGUCGUAUAGGGCAAUUGAAAAGGCUGCCAAAUUUAAUCAUUUGGAGAUUGUAAAGUAUCUACAUACAAAUACAACAGCACCGUGUACGCACAAGGCUAUGGAUCGGUCAGUCGAGUUUCCAGAUAUAUUCAUAUACUUGUAUAACAAUCGAAAGGAGGGAUACAGUAAACAAGCGACACGAUCCAUCAUGUUGGCGGCUGGGUCAGUCCUGUGUCCCCCGGACCACACCAAUAGCUUCUUGGACGUUAUCAAACUCAUCCAACAAGAUGACGAUAAGGAGAAAUUCAAUUUUGGACUAGACCGUCUUUCAUUGGCUAUCCCUCGUCACGAGUUGACCGAUGAUUGUGACGUGUUCAAGUUUAUGGUCAAGUUUGUUGUUGACUCUACGUCGGUCGUGUCAUCAUACUCACCAAUGAUGCAUCGUGCCAUUGAAAACAAUCAACUGUCAUUGGUACAGUGGAUGCAACAACACCUCUUAAUCGACUACACAUCCAACUAUUUCCAAUCGGCUGCCAACACGAGUGAUGUGCGUAUGCUGAGGUAUAUGCUCGAGACUGAAAACAGCCCAUUUAUCAACACCAACCAUUCCACUCAUGUCAACAACCUCUCACUGGCUUUUCUAACAGCCGUACUCUCCAACAACAUGACUAUUGUCGAAUACCUAUUAGACAAUACACAACAACUAGUCAACUACUCUAUUACAUUUGACUUGUACUCUACAGUCAUCAGACAAGGCAAUGUUACACUUUUAAAACGUUUAAUUACUGUCUCUUCCUCCAAUCACGAUGCAUGUGGUGGUGGUCAGACAACUGCAGUACUAGACUUUAAAGUAUUUAUUGCAUCUGGUACAUUUUUAAACGAUUUAAAUUAUGCUAUUGAUAAUGUAUGUCUAGAGAUGAUAAAGUAUCUAUUUGACAAUUACGAUCAUGUCGAUAGAACUGGUAAACGUCUGGCACUGGUCUUUUUCCAUUAUCACAAUAUCACGUCAGAGAUGAUCGAGAUGAUUCGAUAUCUUACUGUCAACAAACAAGUUAUAACAAUGCCAAAUGUCAAGGUUGGGUCUCGUGCUCCUCGAGAGUUGGGAUUUUAUCUAUUGACAACGGUCAACACUGCCAAACAACCACCAACCUAUAUCAAUAUUGUAGACCUAUUUAUUCUGCAAAGACUUGAUAAACAAAGUUGGAGUAAUCUUUUGGAAGAGGCAAUUGUUUGUGAAAAUGUUGAUCUUGUUAGAUUCAUAUUGUUCAAUACCAAUGCAUCAAUGACACCAAAACUCAUUCAAACAUUGACUCAAAAUCAAUAUCCUCAUAUUAUUCCAAUCAUAGAUAAUCAUUCUCAUCUUAAAUCUCCAAUAGAUGGUAGACGACAAAUUAAACUAUAUUAUUCUAUCAAUAAUGAUGAUAAUAAUAAUCAUCAAGAAAAAAAAUGUAAUUUACAAUAA